Oncorhynchus kisutch (coho salmon) is the source of this 1649-nucleotide messenger RNA. Its product is annotated as POC1 centriolar protein homolog A. The transcript is spliced from 9 exons. Bases 439 to 1311 code for a protein of 290 amino acids. Gene Ontology annotation, biological process: cilium assembly. The record is from RefSeq and is a predicted model, not a curated record. Lineage: Eukaryota; Metazoa; Chordata; Actinopteri; Salmoniformes; Salmonidae. Gene Ontology annotation, cellular component: ciliary basal body; centriole. Gene Ontology annotation, molecular function: protein binding.
CAAACUCAAACGACACUGGAGUUUGUUGUCAGAAACGUCGAUUCUAGCGUUUGUAAGCAGCAGGUGAUAUAGCAAAAAAAUCAUCAAACGACACUGUUUUAUGAAAAAUAAUUAGCUAAUUAUAACUCGUCUGGGAACUUUGGAUAUACGGAAACAUUUUAAUGACCGACAGUUUGCUUAUCGUGCGUAUUUGAAGCCAGGAAGAGCGCUAGGUAACGGUGUCUUAACGAUGUGGAUAAUGAGUUGGCCUUGGUAACCAAGCAGCUGACAAACCACCCAGUGAAUUUGUAAACAAUGCCUUGUGUUGCACAUCAAGUUAUUAUUAUUAUUAUUAUCUAUUUGUGCUGAACGUUACUGUAUUUGAGGACAGUUUGCUAGCUUACAAGGCAGUUGAGCUAGUUAUUUUAUGAGGGAGUUGUGCUUGUCCAUCACCUGAAGAUGACUUCCGCAUUGGAUGACCCAACCCUGGAGAGGCACUUCAAGGGCCACAGAGACACCAUAACAAGCGUUGACUUCAACUGUAACAUGAAACAAAUUGCGACCGGCUCCAUGGACUCCUGUCUCAUGAUCUGGAACUUGAAGCCCCAAAUGAGAGCCUAUCGGUUCGUGGGACAUAAAGACGCGGUGACGUCAGUCCAGUUCUCUCCCUCCGGACACCUGGUGGCCUCAGCUUCCAGGGACAAGACUGUCCGCCUCUGGGUGCCCAGUGUUAAGGGCGAGUCCACGGCGUUCCGAGCCCACACCGGAACGGUGCGUAGUGUCAGUUUCUCCGGUGAUGGACAGACCUUGGUCACCGCGUCCGAUGACAAAACUCUCAAAGUCUGGACCGUUCACCGACAGAAGUUCCUUUUCUCUCUCAACCAACACAUCAACUGGGUCCGCUGUGCCAAGUUUUCACCAGACGGCAGGUUGAUAGUAUCGGCCAGUGACGACAAGAGCAUUAAGAUCUGGGACAAGACGAGUCAGGAGUGUAUCCACUCAUUCUAUGAACAUGGAGGGUAUGUGAACUAUGCCGACUUCCAUCCCAGUGGAACAUGCAUUGCUGCUGCUUGCACAGACAACACUGUCAAGGUCUGGGACAUCAGGACCAACAAAUUACUGCAGCAUUACCAAGUUCACAGCGGAGUGGUGAACAGUCUAUCCUUCCAUCCAUCUGGUAACUACCUGAUAACAGCCUCUAAUGACUCCACUAUGAAGAUACUGGACCUGCUGGAGGGACGGCUGCUCUACACACUGCACGGACACCAGGGCCCAGUCACAUGUGUCACGUUCUCCAGGACCGGAGACUACCUUUGCCUCAGGAGGAUCUGAUGAACAGGCUAUGGUGUGGAAGACUAAUUUUAAAUCAACUGACUACGGAGAAGUUCUACAGCAGACGGAGACCUGCGUCGACCUUGGAGGAGGCGGAGCAGCUGCAGGAGGAGGAGCUGCAGGAGGAGCAGCUGCAGGAGGAGGAGGAGGUACAGGAGGAGGAGCAGCUUUCCCUGGAGACUCCAGGAAGUCCUUGCUCCAUAGGCAGGUAAACUACCAUAUACCACGGAAUGUUUGGAAUGUCCCUCUGAUUUUUUGGGGGGGAAUGUUCGCGGGAUGACUCUGUGACAGGAUGUAAUUGGUUCCAGGCCCAAAGCUAGGACUGCAUCCCAAAUUAC